Messenger RNA from Quercus lobata, 387 nucleotides. RefSeq names its product toll/interleukin-1 receptor-like protein. The transcript has 2 exons. Gene Ontology annotation, biological process: signal transduction. NCBI's taxonomy places the organism in Eukaryota, Viridiplantae, Streptophyta, Magnoliopsida, Fagales, Fagaceae. The coding region runs from base 1 to 387 and encodes 128 amino acids. The record is from RefSeq and is a predicted model, not a curated record.
AUGUUGGUCAAUUGUCAUCACUUACAACAUUCUGGCUCACAAGAUAUACACACAAGCUCUUCCCUGGACUCUGGUGACCGGUUAGUUAGCGAGUUUCCAGUACGGCUUCCACCAGUUCUGCAGGCUGAGUUUCUUCAUCAUCAUCAUUCACCUCGAUUCAAAUAUGAUGUUUUUUUAAGUUUUCACGGCAAUGACACCCGUGAUAAUUUUACAAAUCAUUUAUAUUCUGAGUUGAUAGGCAAUGUCAUUAAGGCCUAUAGGGAUGAAGAAGGAAUUGAGCAAGGAACAUUCGUCGCCCCAGAGCUCAUGAAAGCAAUAAAAGAAUCCAAGUUCGCAAUUGUCGUCCUUUCAGAAAACUAUGCUUUACUCAGGAUGGUGCUUGAAUGA